Messenger RNA from Strongylocentrotus purpuratus (purple sea urchin), 532 nucleotides. Its product is annotated as nephrocystin-4-like. Gene Ontology annotation, biological process: protein localization to ciliary transition zone; negative regulation of canonical Wnt signaling pathway. The coding region runs from base 120 to 419 and encodes 99 amino acids. The transcript has 5 exons. The record is from RefSeq and is a predicted model, not a curated record. NCBI's taxonomy places the organism in Eukaryota, Metazoa, Echinodermata, Echinoidea, Camarodonta, Strongylocentrotidae. Gene Ontology annotation, cellular component: cytoskeleton; ciliary base; non-motile cilium.
UGGCAGAGGGUCAGACAGCACACAUCACACUGGUCCUAAAGGGUGCUAGCUCCACCAGACAGGUGCAGUGCUUCACCUUUCAUCCUGAUGAGAUUAAGGUUGCUCCUGGUGAUCCCUUCAUGCUGCUAGCCAACUCAGUCCAUGAACUCAAUCUUGGAGUGCGCCCCCGUGUGAAGGGAAACAAGUUCAUGUUCAUCAAUGUUGUCGACAUAGAGUACCAUGUGUUGGUUAGAUCUUGGUUGGUAUCAGUGAUAUGCAGAGCACCUUACAUCACCAAGUCAUUUGAGCUCCAGCUACCGGUGGGAGGAGGCAAGGGAUCAAAUAAGCGUAUCAGCUACACCACCGCUAUCCUCAAAGGAAAGUCUUCUUCGUCAGAUGUAAUAGAGAUGACUUGUUACAAUUCAAGGAAACCAGAAUAGAGAUCGGUGGAGGAGAAGCCUAUCCGCUUGGACUACGCUUUGCACCUUGCCACCAACCUGGCACCGCUGAGAUCCUCAUCUUCAUCAACAAUGAAGAUGAUAAGAAUGAAGAG